GUUAGUACAACUUGGCCGACCGGUGGCACAGCAAUGUGGACCGCAACAAACGUGACAAAAAUGAAACCAAAGAUAUCGUUGAAGUCGCUGCUGCUUCUCUUAUCAGCAAUUACGGAGGCGAGCUCUGGCAAGUACCGCAACAACGAUGAUAGAGGAAUAAUCUAUGACUAUGCCAACAGUUCCAGCCUCAUGCCGGGAAACAUCACAAGUGCGGUGGACAAGGAGUGCCAUGACUUCAACCAGAUAGCGAGAUGGAUCAACCUCCAGGUGGUGCUGAACGGGAAGGUAACGCGGUUCAAUCAGCGUCUGGGCAAACUGCUAGUCGGCCUCAACAACACGGCCCCGGUGGAGCACUGCUGCUUCUACGAGAAGACCACGAUGAAGAAGAUCGUGGACUAUUUGAACAGCGUGGCCAAAGACCAAGCUAGCUCGACGGAGGUGAAGGUAAACCCCCUCAAGCUGGUCGGGGAGUUGGGCCAGGACCUGGACAACAUUCUGGGCCAGAUGGGAAAGCUCAUUAACCAGGACAUAAAGAGCUGUUGUGACCAGCUGGCUGAGGGCCUCAAGAAACAGAAAGCGGAUCUGGGGAAAAACUUUGAGGAGCUUCGGAGGAAGCUGGACAAAGCUAAUGGAGAGCAAGGCAAGGCGGCGGAGGAGCUGAAGAAAAAGCAAGCAGACCUGGAGGAGCAACUGGCGGGUUUACGGGAGCAGAUGGAAAAGAUUGAGGAGAAAUUAAGAAAGAGCGGAGAAGGUGUCAGCAACAAAUGUUGCGCGGAACUCGGUGAGAAGCUCCAGGAUUUAGAGGGCCAAGCGAAGAAGGACAAGACUGAAGCUAUCGACAAGGCCAAGGAGAUUGACAAAAAGCUAGAGGAUCUCACAGAAGGACAAAAGGAUCAGGACGACAGACUGAAGGACAUCCAGAAGAAAAUGGACGACAGACUGAAGGAUAUAGCGAGCGCCAUUGACAUGUGCAAAGAGAACUGCGGCAAUGGAUCAAACGCUGGCACUUCCGACUUGGAAACGAGAGUUGAAGCCCUAAGGAAAUUAGUCGAGGAUCUUUCCAAAAGGAUUGCUGAUCUGAGUCCUUCGGAAGGGUCUUCCGGCAUUAAAGAGAAAAUCAAAUCUUGUCAAGAGAUUGGAAAACUGCUAGCCACCAUAGAAACUAUGCUUCAGCAGGCUAUUAAAGGACAGAAUCCAGCGGGAGAAUCAGCCGAUAGCAGUAAAAAUGGGCUAAAAAAGGGAAACAAUCUCGAAAAGCAGGUGAAAGACCUGCAGAUACAAGUAGACAGGUCCAGGCACUGCUGUAAGUUCCUCGAUGGUAUCGGGAAUGAUGCGGAUAACCUAAGCAGUAAUGUCAAAAAAACAAAUAAAACAUAUACCGAUCACAUUAGCGAUUUGGAAAAGCAAACGGGGGACCUCAAAAAAAGGGUGGAUGAAGCUCUGGAAAAGAUAAAGGCGCUUGGAUCCCAAAAAGUCUCUGACAAUGGCAGUGGCAAUGAUGACCUGCUCACGGAUCUGGACAGACUCCAACAGAAUCUGGACAACUCCACGAAAGAUAUCGAAAAUCUUCAGACUCAGCUGGAUAAUAUGAUGGCUCACAUUGCGGUGCUAACGAAAACCAUCAAGGAUAGGUUCGCCAUGACAGAAGAUCUCAACAGCCGGCUGCUUCGCUUGGAGGAAGCUGUCGAAGACCUGAGGAAGGAUAUUGAUAAGACGCUGAAGGUAGUCCAGCGCAUUAAGGACCUGGAGAAACUCCUCGAUGAUGCGUUGGAAAGGCAAAAAAAACUGGAGAUCCAGGUGAAGAGUUGCCUUACCAAGUGCAAGGCCAUGGACUCGAUAGAUGAUCUCAUUGAUCGCAUUGAGGAUCUGGAGAGGGAGAUCAAGCCCCAAGAAACAACCACAGAGAAGCAGCCACGGAGUACGACGCGAGCCACAACGAGGGUAGAGGCCUGGGUGGGCGGGAUCGACGUGGUGACCCCAUUCGUUCAGCCAAAUUAAAUGUUCGUAUUAAACUUUGACAGCUAAUCCGGCGGUGUUUUUAUACUUUUAGAAAUCGAAACUGAACCCCACUUUGAGUAUUUA
Molecule: messenger RNA, 2082 nt
Organism: Drosophila pseudoobscura
Lineage: Eukaryota; Metazoa; Arthropoda; Insecta; Diptera; Drosophilidae
Product: myosin-7
Exons: 2
Coding region: 34-1998 (654 amino acids)
Source: RefSeq, a predicted model, not a curated record